AAGGUUGACCCAGCUUUCUAGCUUUUGAUUAUAAACAAUGUACUAGGUACAUUAAAUUCUAAUCAAAGUCAAACACUUUCAUUUUCUCUUCCACAUUGUCAUACUUCAUCAUCAUCAACCAGUAAGAACAAUAUACAAAUAAUAGAAGAGACACUGAAGAAGACACCAUUGAACCUGAGAGAGUGAUUCAAUGAAGAAAAUGAAAGAGGUGAUAGGAAUAAUGAAGGACAAAGCCUCACAAAGCAAAGCUGCAAUUUUAUCAAAACGGAAAACUCUUUCUCUCUUACGCGCCACAACCCACGACUCUUUCGCCCCUCCAGCACACAAGCACCUUACCACCCUUCUUUCCUCUGGCGACGGUUCACGCGCCACCGCGUCUACCGCGGUUGAGCUUCUCAUGGACCGUCUCCAAACAACUCACAACUCAGCGGUGGCUCUCAAAUGCUUAAUCGCUGUCCAUCAUAUUAUCAAACACGGCGCGUUCAUCCUCCGUGACCAGCUCUCCGUUUACCCUUACACCGGUGGUAGAAACUAUCUCAACCUCUCUAACUUCCGUGAUAAAACAAGUUCGGUCUCAUGGGAACUAUCUUCUUGGGUUCGAUGGUACGCGCAACACAUAGAACAUCUUCUGUGUGCUUCUAGAAUACUCGGUUACUUCCUCGGCGAAACGAUAUCGCAUGAGGAAAGUGUUUCGAGUCUGGUAACUAGUGAUCUGUUGAGAGAAAUAGAUUCUUUGGUGGCCAUGAUGGAAGGGAUUGGGAAAAGACCAAAUAGUCCAAUAAUGGAGCAGCAGAAUAAGGUGGUUGUUGAGAUAAUGGAUUUGGUGGAAGAUGAUGGGGUUGUGGUUGUGAAUGAAGUUUUGGUUAGAGUGAAGGAAUUUGGAGAGAGGGAGAGAUUGGGUUGUCUUGGGUUUGGAGAAGUUGUUGAAUUGGUUUGUGUUUUGAAGAGAUUGGAGAUGUGUAGAGAGAGAAUGGUGAUGGUGAUGGAGGAGAAGAAGUUUUGGAAUUUGGUGAGAGAAUUGAAGGAAAAGGUUGGGAAGAUGAAGGUGUAUAGGGAAGAAGGGAAGGUUUACAGGACGGUGGGAAAAGACAGAGGAACUGAGUCUGUUCGGUUUUGAUUUCAAUCGGUUUGGUUCUUCAAGGCUCUUUUAGUAAUGUUUUGUUUACCUAGUUUCUUUCUUUUAUAUGUUGAAAUUGUUGUGUAUAGAAAUAGUAGAAAUAGGUUCUAAUGUUUUGUUUGUGAAUUUCUUUCUUUAAAGUAGAAAUUUUAGUGUAUAGAUAGUAGAAAUUGAAGUAGGAAUUCACAAUGUUGUGUGACGGAUGCUUUAGGUUGAAGUUGAAACUAAAAGUGUGCCCAUGUCUAAAGUGUGCCCUUGUCUAAUUUGCGUGUUUUGGAAAGAUAAUUUUGGUAGAUAUAAUUCAUUUCGG
Molecule: messenger RNA, 1427 nt
Organism: Lathyrus oleraceus (garden pea)
Lineage: Eukaryota; Viridiplantae; Streptophyta; Magnoliopsida; Fabales; Fabaceae
Product: putative clathrin assembly protein At4g40080
Exons: 1
Coding region: 191-1117 (308 amino acids)
Biological process (GO): clathrin-dependent endocytosis; clathrin coat assembly; vesicle budding from membrane
Cellular component (GO): clathrin-coated pit; clathrin-coated vesicle
Molecular function (GO): clathrin heavy chain binding; phosphatidylinositol-4,5-bisphosphate binding; SNARE binding
Source: RefSeq, a predicted model, not a curated record